Aureococcus anophagefferens is the source of this 621-nucleotide messenger RNA. RefSeq lists its product as hypothetical. The annotation marks the transcript as partial. The transcript has a single exon. Gene Ontology annotation, molecular function: S-adenosylmethionine-dependent methyltransferase activity. Lineage: Eukaryota; Pelagophyceae; Pelagomonadales; Pelagomonadaceae. The record is from RefSeq and is a predicted model, not a curated record.
GUGAGCGACGUGCUCGCGUCGCCGCAGUGGCCCGCGGACUGGCCCUACGCGCCGCGGGACUUCCAGCGCGCCGACGACCUGCCGGACCAGAUCUUCUACGACGCGCCGCGGUUCUGCUUCCACGUCGACGACAAGGCCGUCGAAGCGCUCACGGCCCACUACGCCACGGCCUUCAAGGCCUGGGACAAGCCGGCGAUCCUGGAUAUCUGCGCGAGCCACGUGAGCCACUUCCCCGCGGACAUCGCCGACUACGCGGGCAAGCGCGUCGCGCUCGGCAUGAACGAGGAGGAGCUCGCGCGGAACGAGCAGGUGGACGAGUACGUCGUCAAGGACCUCAACGCGGAGCCGGUCCUGCCCUUCGAGGACGACUCGUUCGACAUCGUGACGAACGUCGUCUCCAUCGACUACCUCACGCAGCCCCUGGCCAUCUGCAAGGAGGUCGCGCGCGUGCUGAAGCCCGGCGGCCAGGCCAUGUUCGCGCUGUCGAACCGGUGCUUCCCCAGCAAGGCCGUGGACAUCUGGCUGCGCACCAACGACCUCGAACACGUGUUCGUAGUAGGCUCCUACUACCACUACUCCGGCGCCUUCCAGAAGCCCUUCGCCGUCGAGGUGUCCCCCAAC